AUGAUCAAAAACGAAACAACACAAGAUAAUUUUUCACAUUUUUCAACACAUUCAACAUCAACAACUGUGAUGAUCGAAUCUCAUUCACCAUUGUUGACUAGCGACAAUAUGAAACCAACAAUAAAACAAAUCGAUGGAUCAAGUAAACAAUUAUCUAAACAUCCUAUUCAAUUUACACCUGAAACUUUACGUACACAUCUGGAACCAAUUAUUUACAAAAUGGUCGCUUGGAAAGACUCAUAUCCAUUUCGUCAACCAGUCGAUCCUGUUGCACUUAAUAUACUUGAUUAUCCAACAAUAGUAAAACAUCCAAUAGAUAUAUCAACCAUGCAUACUAAAUUAUUACGUGGAGAAUAUAAAAAUCCAUUAGAAUUCUGUGAUGAUGCAUGA
Messenger RNA from Rotaria sp. Silwood2, 390 nucleotides. The record is from the annotation of a GenBank genome assembly. NCBI's taxonomy places the organism in Eukaryota, Metazoa, Rotifera, Eurotatoria, Philodinida, Philodinidae.